AUGACAUCAACCAGCCAACACUUUGAUUACGAAAAGACCACCGACAACGCCAAUCGUGGGUUCAUUGCAAAGCUAGAUCCUUGUAUAAUCAAAGAUCACAAUGGCCGUAUUGUCUGGGAUAACGACGCGUACGAAUUCUUAGCCACGUCUUGUCCGGACACAGCCAAUCCAAGAUUAUGGCGACAAGCUCAACUAGUUGCCUUACAAGGUCUUUUCAAAGUCACCGACGGUAUAUACCAGAUUCGCGGUCUGGAUCUAUCAAAUAUGACAAUCAUCGAAGGUGAUCGCGGGGUUGUGGUAGUGGAUCCUCUUACGUCCGCUGAAUGUGCAGAAGCAGCUCUCAACCUGUACUACGAGCAUUCCGGCAAGAAACCCGUUUCGGGAAUGAUCUAUACACACUCCCAUGCUGAUCACUUUGGAGGCGCGAAAGGGGUAUUUGCUGAAACUGAAGCCAGUUUUGCGCCAAUUCUAGCGCCUGAUGGAUUUCUUGAGCACGCUGUCGCCGAGAACAUCUAUGCGGGCAAUGCGAUGGCUCGAAGAGCUGCGUUCAUGUACGGUGAUCAGUUACGAAAAGAACCUUCUGGUCAGAUUAGCUGUGGAUUGGGGGCCACUGUAUCCCGAGGAACAGUGACUCUAGUUGCCCCCACUGUUGAUAUCACACACACUGGCCAGGUGGAAGUGAUUGACGGAAUAGCUUUUGUGUUCCAAGUUACCCCCGGGACCGAGGCACCAGCGGAGAUGAACUUUUUCCUUCCUCAGUAUCGAGCGCUAUGCGUUGCGGAGAAUGCAACGCAAUGCCUCCACAAUAUUGCUACUCUUCGUGGGGCUGCUGUCCGAGAUGCCCUUGCAUGGUCUUCGUACCUGGAUGAGACUAUUGUCCUUUACGGCGAGAAAUCGGAUGUCGUCUUUGCUUCUCAUCAUUGGCCUACGUGGGGCCAGAUUAAUAUCAUCGAAUAUCUCACGCUGCAGAGAGAUCUCUACGCAUUUCUGCAUGAUCAGACAUUGCGUCGAAUGAAUGAUGGGUUGACUGGCAUUGAAAUCGCCGAAGAGAUGCAGCUGCCCGUUCGGCUUCAAAAUACAUGGCAUGCUCAAGGGUUCUAUGGGUCAGUCAGUCAUAAUGUCAAGGCAAUUUAUCAGCGUUAUAUGACAUGGUUCGAUGGCAACCCAGCUCACUUAUGGGAACAUCCACCCACGGAAUCCGCUAAACGCUACGUCGAUUGUAUGGGUGGUAUCGACGAAGUGAUGGAAAAGGCAAGGUGUUUUACCGAGAGAGGAGAUCUACGCUUUGCUGCCACGCUUCUCAACCACGCCGUCUUUGCCGAGCCCGGAAACAAAAAUGCCAAAGAAUUGCUAGCCUCAACCUAUGAGAAGCUCGGACAUGGAUGUGAGAAUGGCCCGUGGCGGAACUUUUACAUAUCUGGAGCGACCGAGCUGCGAGGGUAUGUACCAGAAGGAAAUGUAUUGUCUGGUCAAACAGGGAUGGCCGAGGCUUUAUCACUUCAACAACUCUUUGCUUCGGUCGCUGUCCGACUAGAUGGCAUCCGGGCACAAGAAGAAAAUUUCAUCAUUGAUCUCUACGUGUCAGAUCGAGGAGAGCACUGCCGUUUAAUGAUGAGUAAUGGUGCUUUGAUUCACAGGACUGGACAACGUGUUUGUGAAGUUGCUUCAUCGGAAACAGCGGAUUUCUCAUGCUCACUCACCUAUCUUCAGUUGGUGCAGAGUUUGGCUGCCGUAAAUGUCGGGGCUUUCAAGGAUGAGCAGAGGGGAGCGUUCUUAUCUGGACAGGCUAAUUUCUCUUUUGGUCACUCCAAACCCGUCGUUCAAUAUUGUUACUCCAUAAUGUGA
This is a messenger RNA of Penicillium maclennaniae, 1845 nucleotides long. Its product is annotated as alkyl/aryl-sulfatase. The transcript has a single exon. Gene Ontology annotation, molecular function: linear primary-alkylsulfatase activity; protein dimerization activity. Bases 1 to 1845 code for a protein of 614 amino acids. The record is from RefSeq and is a predicted model, not a curated record. Lineage: Eukaryota; Fungi; Ascomycota; Eurotiomycetes; Eurotiales; Aspergillaceae. Gene Ontology annotation, biological process: dodecyl sulfate metabolic process.